Paramecium octaurelia is the source of this 5933-nucleotide messenger RNA. The record is from the annotation of a GenBank genome assembly. NCBI's taxonomy places the organism in Eukaryota, Ciliophora, Oligohymenophorea, Peniculida, Parameciidae.
AUGACAGAAAGAAAACAACAAGAACGAGAUAACAUACAAGUUUCAAUAAGAAUAAAGUACAUUAAAAAGACAUGUAACUAGACCCAUGUUUGAAGAAGGAAAGACGUGCAUACGAACUGAUCCAAACCUGAAGAAUACCAUCUUCAUAGAAGGAUAGAAUCAGUAAGAGUAGAAAUUCUUCUCGUUUGAUAAUGUGGCUGGAGCAGACUCUACAUAGGAAGAUAUCUUUUUCAUGAUUGGACAGCAAUAAGCUAAUAAUUGUUUAGAAGGUAUGAUUAACUGUAAUUUUAGGCUACAACGGAUGUGUGUUUGUAUAUGGUUAGACAGGGUCAGGCAAAACUUACACUAUGACAGGAACAUCUCAGUAACCAGGACUACUACCACGUAUAAUAGAUUAUCUCUUUCGAUGUGUCUUUGAAGACUAAGAAAAAGAUCCCUCAGUCGAAUACUUAAUCAAGUGCUCACAUCUCGAAAUUUAUAAUGAACACAUCAUUGAUCUUCUUAAUCCUGAUUUGGGUAACUUGCAACUCCGAGAGGAUCUGAACAAAGGAGUAUACGUUGAAUUUCUGACUGAAGAAUGUUGCGCCAAUGUUGUAGAGGCUAUGGAAGUAGUCCAACGAGGCAAUGAAAAUAGACAUAUCUCAUCAACUUAAAUGAAUUUCGAAUCUUCCCGUUCUCAUAGUGUUUUCACUGUCUAAUUGGAAUCCAGAAGAUAAAGUCAUUCACUCAUCAACCACAGAUUCUCUAGAUUCCAUUUUGUGGAUCUAGCUGGUAGUGAAAGAUAGAAGCAUACCCAAGUUUAAGGUGAGAGACUCCGAGAAGGUUGUCAAAUCAAUAGGAGUCUUCACAUACUGGGCAAUGUCAUCAAUUCAUUAGUGGAAGACAAGGAAUAAAAUAGAUAUGUUCAUUAUCGUGAUUCAAAACUCACGUUCUUACUCAAAGAUUCUCUUGGAGGCAAUUCCAGAACUCAUCUCAUAGCAAAUAUACAAUAAUCCAAUUUGUUUUUUUAGGAAACACUCUCUACACUUCUAUUCUCUAGAAGAGUCAAACAAGUCAAAAACAAGGCUAGAGUUAAUGAAGAUGAAAGUGGAUCUUUGGAGAGUCUCAAAAAUGAAAUCAAAAGAUUAAAAUAAGAAUUAGCCAAAUGGAUUGUCGGUCUCUAAACUACCUCCUCUAAAUCAGCAGAAUCUCCUUCUAAAUAAAACAUCAGUAAAAUACUCAUCAUAAAUUAGUCAUGCAUAAUAUCAAUUUUGAAGAUCUUAAUGCUAAAGAUUAAAGAUAUAUCAAGCUUGAAGAAAUACUCAAAGUCUAUCUUGAACAAUCUACUGAGAGUGAGACUGCCCUUUAUAUAGAAAUUGAGAAGUACUUAAGUGGAAUCAAAGAAUUACGAGAAGCCUUCUAAUUAAGUUCAUAAUUGGAACAACAACUAAAAUUAAUUAUUCGAUUGUAAAAUGAAUAAAUCGUCAGAUUGAAACACGCAAAUGGAGCUGAAGAUUUAUCAAACGAUUAUCAAGAAGAACUCUCCAAAGCCCUGUUGAGUCAAGCUGCAGUUAUGAAGAAAUUCUCUGAUAGUCUUAGAAUCAAAGAGGGAUCAGCCAAAAAUGUAGAAAAAGCUAAACUAUAAAUUAAUGAAAAUGUAUCAAUGCUCAAUACUAUUGUAACUACUGUUAAUGUAAUUCAUUCUAUUUAUUAAUUUAGGAAUCUUUGGAUGAAAGGAAGAAAUUACAAAAAUAAAUUUAACAAUAAUUCUCAUAAGUUUAUGUACCAGUGGAGGAGUUUACUUAAUUGCAAAGUGAAAAAGAAAAACUCAAUGAAAAAUUAACUAAGUUUGUAGAAAAAGAAGAUAAAAUCAAAUAAUCACUUGAUUAAAUAGGCAUUACAGUUCAUGAUGAAGAUGAAAUUAAAAUCAUUGAUCACAAAUAAAGAGAUUUAACCUUAGAUUAAUAAAAUGAAUAAUUGGAACUGAAGAGCAGAGCUGUUGAAUAAUUAAAUUAGUAACUAUUGCAAAAAGAAUAAGAGAUACAAUAAAUAGUAGAACAAAAUCAAAUACAUGUUCAAGAAGCCCAACAUUUAAAUGAAUAAAUAGGGGAAGCAAAGCAAGAAGUUAGGUAAUUGAAUUAACAACUCCAAUCCUAAUAACAUGAAUUAGAGUAAUCAAAACAAUAAUAGGAUUCCCUAUAAAAUACGGUGCAUUUAGGUAAGUUAGAGAAUGAUUAAUUGAAAGUAUAAAUCGAAGCUUUAAAAGCUGAGAAAUAAAAUUUGUAGAUUUAAAGUAAUCAACAUUAAGAGGACUUAAGUAAUUAAUUACAGUAAUAGAAAUAAUAAAUUGAUGAUCUAUUGAAUUAGGUUAAAUAAUUGAUUCAAAAGUAAGAGUAAUAAGAGUUAUUGUAUUAAAAUGAACUUCAAACUAUUAUUAAGAAUUCUAAAAUUGAAAACACUAAUAUUUAAAAUGAGUAUGAAAGUCAAAUAUAAACUAUUGUGAAGUAGCAUCAAAUGUAGAUUGAAGAACUGAAAAAUGAAAACAAGAGGUAGCUUGAUUAAUUUGUUAAUUAAUAAGAAUCAGUAAUCCAAACAUAAAUUAAUUAAUUGCAAAAUUAAACCAAAUAAUUGAAUAAAGAAUUAUAAGAAAAGCAAUUGGAACUGGAAAAUAAAAAUAAAGAAUUUGAGGUAUUAUUCAUUUUAUCUUUAGCUUCUAAAAGAAAAAUAAACGAAAUUAGAAUAAUAGAUAGAAUAACAAAGAGAUGACUACGAAAAUGAACUUGAGGAAAAAUAGGCUUAAUAUGAAGAAUUAUAAAAAUAACAAAAAUUAUUAGUGGAGUAGAAGGACAGAUAAUUAGAAUUAACAAAGAUUGUUCAUGAAAGGGAAAUUCAACAAAAGAAUUUAGAAAUUGCAGAAAUUAUAUAGCAUUAUGAAAAAUUGUUGGUAGAGAACGAGUCUAUUAUAAAAUAAUAGGAGUAAGAACUUUUGAUUAAGAAGGAAGAGUUGAAUCAAGCAGUUUAAGAGAUGAUAACUAAAGAGGAAGAAUUUAAAGAACAAUUAGCUUAAGUUAAUGAAAAACAGAAAGAGUUUGAAGAUAAUUGUUUAGAAUUGAAAAGUAAGGCUAUUCCAGAGAAAGAUUCAGUAAUUGAACAGUUGAGAGCAGAUGUUGAGUAAAAGGAAUGCGAGUUGCAAGUUCAAAAUGAUGAUUUCAUCAAUUAAUAAAAUCUCCUUUUUGAGAUGAUCAAACAAAAAGAUAUUGAAAUAAAGAAAUUGACAGAGGAUCUUGAUGAUCAUAGUAAUAGAUUAAAAGAGGCAUCAAAAGUAAUAGAUAAGUAUUCUAAUUGCAAUUCCGAGUUGAAAGGAACUAUAGAUUCAUUAAAUCAUCAAUUGGAAAAGUAAUAAUAAAUAUUAAAUGAUAUAAAAAUUAAAGAGAAUACGUCAACUCAAAUUUAUGAUGAGAAGAUGAAAUCACUCAAUGAGAUUUUACAAUCUAAAUAAAAUGAAGUUGCUAAUCUACAAAUGAGAUUGGAAGAGGAGAAUAAAGUUUAUAAAUAACAGAAUUAAUAAAGUACCUAAUAGAUGAAGACUAGUGAAAAAAGAAUGAAAGAUUUGGAAAAGGAAAAGCUUAAUUAUCAAGAGGAAAUCUAGAAAAAGGAGUUGUCAAUCAAUUAAUUAGAAUCAAAGUUACAAGCAUCCUUAAAGGAAAAAGAAAUUAUGUCUAAUUAAUUGAAAAGUUAAAUUAAAGAGCUGUAACAAUAAUUGAUAUCCAGUAAUCAAGGAAUAGAAGAAUAAAAGAUUUGGGUUAUUCAUUAUAAAAAAGAAGUGGAUAAAUUAAAUAAGGAAGUGUCUUUAUCUUAAUAAAUUACUUAAUAAUAUUAAAGCCAAAAGAACGAGGGUGAUUAAAUUAAAUAAGAAAAUCAGAAAUUAAAUAAAUUGCUGGAUAAUCAAUAACAAUAGAUAGUAUCUCUUAAAAAAGAAGUAGAAUAGCAUAAAUAAGAAAAAACUAAAUUAAUUGAAUCGAUUUCGUAACAAGAGAAUAGGAUAUUAGAGUUAGAAGAGAUAAAAUUGUAGAAGUAAAUAUUGCAAGGAAAAGUAAGUGAAAUACAGAAGAAUUAAUAAGAAGUUCAAUAAAAGUAUCAAUAGACAUAAGCACAAUUAUAGAGUGUGUAGGAUGAUUUGUAACAUUCAAAAAAGGAAAUCUAGGAAACUAAACAAAAGAAUAAGGUUCUGGCCUAAUAAUAAUAAAAUGAAAUGUCUAAGUUCAAUUAAGAAAUUAUUGCGAUAUAGGAAGAGCUAGAACAGAGCAGGAAGAUUUAAAUGGAAAUAAAGAAGUCUGAACAGGAACAGAGAGAGUAGAAUAUGCAAAUGAGAUAGAAUUAUGAAAAGUUGAAGUUAGAAAAUUAAUAAUUAAAUAAUUAAUUAGAUGAAAUACAAUAAGAUGUUAAAUAUGAGAAGGAAGAAGUCUUGAAGAAGGAUGAAACCAUUUACAAAUUAUCAGAUUAAGUAAAAUACAAGACUCAGUAAUUAGAGGCUCAGAAUACUUUGAUUAAUUAGGUCGAAUAAAAUAAGUUAAGCUAAACUAAUCAAAUAUUAUAAUAAUCUAAUUAAUUGACGAAUCUAUCAAAAGAAUUAUUUUCUUUAAAGUAACAAUUGCAAAUAAAUGAUACUCAAAGUGAAUCCUAUAAGCGAGAAGUUGAAAGAUUAAGAAGAGAAUUAGAAUUUUAAGAAAAGUAAGUUGAAGAAUACAAAUAAUAAACUAAAAAAUUAUCAUAGCAACUUGACUUUGAAAAGAAACAUAGCUAAAAAUAAAAAAUUUAUGAAGCAUCUGAAUUGUUAAGCAAAAUUGACAAUACACUCUCUCCAAUAAAAGGAGUUAAGGUAAUUUACAUUAUUAUUAUUUAAAGGGUUAGACUCUAUAUGGCAGUUCGGACAGCAAAACUUAAAAAAGAAUAUUCCAACAAAAAACACCGUAAAAGGAAUAUGGAUUUUAGAAUUCAAAUAGUGCUUCAAUGCUUAAUGCUUCAUUCAAUUCAUAAGAUUAAUUAGCUAAAGAAAAUAGGAAACUCAAAUAAAGUUUAGAAUAGAAAAUGAAAGUAAUUGAUUUAUAAUAACAUCAGAUUAUUGAAUAAUUGGAACAGGCAUUAUUACAAAGCGAGUAGACAUUGAAGGAAGUGCAUGAGAAAGCAAAUCAAUUUUGUUAACAACAAGAAGAUGAAAUAAAGCAAAUCAAAGAUCAAUAUUCUAGACUUGAACAGGAACAUAAUACUAUAUUAGUAAUUACAUUCUAUAUUGUAGGCUGAAAGGGAGUAUGAGAAUUAGCAAAUAAAUAAAUAGAAGGAAUAGGCUUUGUUUAAAGUUUAAAUUCUAUAAGAUGAGGUAUUGAAAUCCAAGAGAGGAUCAGUUGGAAGUCAACACAUUCCAGGAACAAAAUAUUCUGAAACUGUGUAGGACAUGUCAAUGAGAGAGACUCCAUCAUCAUCUCAUAGAUUUAGACUCUCAGAUGGGUAAUUUAAAUCAUAUUAUGGCGUCGAUGCUCAUUCAAAGCUAAUUUAUGACACUGUAAUAUCCAAAUUUGUAUCAAUAGCAAAAACUAUUACUUGAGAAUCAAAGACUAAAUAGUCAAAUGUGCAAAUUAUACUAGAUAUUGGGAUUAGAAAAAAAUAGAUCAAACAGACUAGAGGAUGGUGAGAAGGUCAUCUAAUCGGUUCAAUUAUUAUUAUAAGAAGUCAUUGUAUUUAAAACUGAAUUAUUAUUUAAGGAUUGCAAAUAGGAGAUUCAAAAUUUGAUUUAGGCUUAGCCUUCAAGAAGCUUAAAAUAUCAAUCAAUGGAGAAAGAUUUACAAUAGACUAAAUAAAAAUAUUAUGCUUUAGAAAGGAGUCCUAAAUUUUGGAAUUCUAGCAAUGAUACUCCAAAAGCUAAAUUCUUUAAUUACUCAAAUUCUUCAGGGAAAUGA